Medioppia subpectinata is the source of this 1051-nucleotide messenger RNA. The record is from the annotation of a GenBank genome assembly. NCBI's taxonomy places the organism in Eukaryota, Metazoa, Arthropoda, Arachnida, Sarcoptiformes, Oppiidae.
GAAGCUAUGCGCACACCUCUAGCCAGUAAUGCGGCAUUACUACAGCGGUGUCGACCUCUAGGCCAUAGCAUUGCUCUCGUGUUGAGUUAACGUUAAUAUCGGAUCAAAUAAAACACAUUUUCACUGAUUUUGCAUUGAAUUGAUUGAAUUGAGGACUCAUUUGACGGCUAAUACAUGACAUCCGAAGUGAAGAAAGUGGAGUCGGUCUCGACUACUGAGGCGAGGGCUGAGGCGAGCGGUGACUCCAAUGAAGUGAUACCCAAACACCCGCUUCAGAAUCAGUGGCAGUUGUGGUACUUCAGGCCCGGAGCGCGUGGCUCUGCCUGGGAGGACAACCUCCUCGACGUGACUCACUUCGACACCGUCGAGGACUUCUGGGCUCUGUAUAAUCACAUUGAAUUGGCGUCACAUCUGAACGCUGGAAGCGAUUACUCGGUGUUCAAGUAUGGGAUCCGUCCGAUGUGGGAGGACGAGAAGAAUAAGGCCGGCGGCCGAUGGCUCUUCACUUUCAAUAAGAAGGCCACCAGUGGUCGACAGAUCGACGAGACGUGGCUCGAAGUGUUGUUGUGUUUGAUUGGCGAAGCGUUUGGUGAGGAUAGCGACCAGAUAUGCGGCGCUGUAAUCAAUAUUAGGGCUAAAAUGGAUAAGAUUUCCGUUUGGACUAACGAUUUCAAAAGAGUCCAAUCUAUCACUAAUAUUGGGAAAAUACUUAAACAACGGACCGGCUAUACGCCCGGCAUUACAUACGAGGCUCACAGCGAUACCAUCGUUAAGACUGGGUCUAUGGCUAAGCAUUUACUCCAAUUAUAAGUUUAAAUGCAUCGUUAAUUGGGAUCUUUUUUACAUUAUAUCAGAUUAUUUUAGGUCUUAAAUAAUAUUUAUAUUUGAAUGAUAUGAACACAGAAUUGAAAUGAAUAUAAAUUUACGAAUAUUCUCACCCUUUCUAUAAAACUAUCGUAAUUUGCAUUGUUUUUCCAUUUAAACAUUUAAUUUAAUUAAUAUAAUACUGUAUCCGAUAUAUUAUACCAUAAACUGUUCUGUCAAUUGCUUU